Molecule: messenger RNA, 360 nt
Organism: Cooperia oncophora
Lineage: Eukaryota; Metazoa; Nematoda; Chromadorea; Rhabditida; Trichostrongylidae
Source: the annotation of a GenBank genome assembly
AUGUCCGUAUUUCAGGAACUGCCUCUUUCUUUCUCUAAUCUGAAUGCGUUGCGAUGGCUGGAUUUGAAGAAAAAUCCGUUAUCGCCCGAGCUGCUGAAGGUCACAGGUAACUGUGGAAGUGAAAAAGAGUGCCGACAAGCCGCUCUGAAUGUGGUUUCCUACAUGAAAGAGUUGCAUAAAGUUCAUAAUAUUCAGAUGUUGACUCAGCAGAAAGUGCACGAGAAAAUCCAAGAAGUAAAAGAAGCGAAGGAAACGACUCAUAAGAAUAAGAAGAAGCAUCAUAACAAGAAAGAGGAUGCAGCACAUCAAGCAGCCAAAAAUAAUGGUGGGUUUCUUUGGUUGCUGAACCAAUUGCUGUAA